AUGGCGGUGGCUGUGGCGCUGGUGGUGCUGGUGGGCGUGGUGGGCAUGGCGGGCGUGGCGAGGGCCGCCGAGUCGGUUGCGCAGGCGCAGAAUGACCGACGAGGCGAUGACGGGAGGGCAGCGGCGAGUGGCGGUGCGGUGGAUGCGUUCAAUCUGCGUGAUGUGGUACAGAUCAAGUUUGUGGAGGGUAAGCAGACGGUUGCGGCUCGGCAUCCGCCGGAUGUGGAGAUGCAGUGUGUGGGCGGGACGUCCGGCUGCGCCGUGGGCCUGCGUCCGACUUGGGCGCUCUGCACCAACAUCGGCUUUGACGGACGCGAUGUCCGCUGGGAGUGCGAGAGUGAUGUGCCCGAGACUGCGACUAUUGUCGAUACGCUGGUCCUCUGCGAGGGCUACACCGCCGACAACGACCUGCUCUCGCUGAUGGGCUCGUGCUCGCUCAAGUACAUCCUCGACUCGGAGUGGACGCCGCAGCCGGUGGUGCUGUCCGAGACGGCGUCGCUCAAGCUCUCUUCUCACGCCACGGCCUCAUCGCUUCACUCGCGGCGUCGCAAGCAGAUGAUCUACGUCGGCUCGGACGCUACUGUCACUCCCGACGCGCUGCCGACAAGCAUCGAGUGCUUCAACACCGGGUUCAACGCCGACGGCUCGAUCCGCUGGCGCUGCCAGGCCGCACUCAACCCGAACCUCAACCUCGGCGCGACGCUCAUCUCGUGCGAGCCGUUCCCUGGCGACGAGAGCCGAAAGAUGGUCAUCGACGGCUCGUGCGUCAUCCAGUACGAUGUGAUCAAGGAGACGUCCGACGAGGAGGCUUCGCUCCCGUUCAACUGGGAGCCGUUCACCGUCGAGGCCGGGACGUACAUUGACCUCCCGCACAUCACAACCGGCCCGGUCCAUAUGCUUGCCUGCAACGAGCCAUGCCUCCUCGACGCCGACGAUCCGGCGCUCCCGGUCUCGGCCACGUGCGCGUUUAACGAGUUCCGCGAGCUGCAGUGCGAGAUGACGCCCGAGCUGGCUGCGCACACACCGCCGCUGAUCCCCGGCUCGUGCUGCGUCAACUACACGCUCGUGACGCUCGCCCAUCACGAGGCUGCGACCGCCGCCGCCGCCGCUGCUGCCGCCAACGCAGCGCAGCUCGAGGCCGUCACUGUCUUGCUCCUUCCACCGGAGGAGCGCCAGCCGGUCUCAGACACGGCCUCGUUUGUCGCCGACGAUGUUGACGCCGACGAAGAUGGCGAAUACGCUGAGCUUGCCGAGCCCGAGCCUUUUGAUCCGAUGCAGUCGCCGGUAGUUCUUGCCGCCGGCGUGGUCGCCCUCGCCCUCGUCGCGUACGUCUACCUCCAGAAUCCUGCUACUGGAAGCGGUGCAUCUGGCUCGGCCUCGGGUGCAGCCGCCACUGCCGCUACCGCCGCCACCGCCGCCACCACGCCGGCAUCCGGGUACACGGUGCCCAUUCCCGACUCCAUCAUCCGGCUGGUCGACGACGGCCUGCUCUCCUGGGACUCGAUCGAGGACGCCCUGACGUCAACCUUCCAAGCUCUGGCUGACGCUUCAUGGGCACGUGCCCUUCUCUCGCGACAUGUCGAGCUCCUUGCCUCGCUUGCUGCACACAUCCCGGCUUCCGCUCGCUCUGCGCGCCCUGCUGCCCCGGGCGACGAUGCGGCUCCAGCCGAUGCGAGUGCCAUCAUCGACGGCCUCGUCGCCAUCUGGCUCGAGCACGCUGCGAGACUUGAUGCUCUGCCGCGGACAGACAUGGCGCUGCUGGUGGCCGAGGUGGUGGGCCUGGCGGCCGCCGCGGCGCGGACUGCUCCGCUGCACGAUGACGUCUCACCAAACGACUGGGCCCGCCAUGUGGGCAUCCUCGUCCAUGCGCUAAUGGACAUUCUGUUUGAUGGUGCGGUCUCGCUUGUCGGGCCUGGGCCUGGCGCUGAGGCGCCCGAUGGUGCCCUCCCGCCGCUUGUGACUCACGGUAUCGUCUCGUCGGUCUCCCGCGGCGAUGGCGUCGCCCCGUGUCUCGUUGCCAUUGGACCCGGCGAGUCGCACGCUGCUGCCGCCGCUCUCGUCGACGCCCUUGCUGCUGUAUCGCCUUCGCUAUCCGAUAGUUAUGUCGAUGCGCCCAUCCUCGCCUUUGCUGUCUCUGCCACCGGCGCCAUCGCCGGUUCGGCCCCGCUCCCAGCUGACCAGGAGCCGUCGUCAACAAACGCAUAGCCUCAC
This is a messenger RNA of Thecamonas trahens ATCC 50062, 2211 nucleotides long. RefSeq lists its product as uncharacterized. Gene Ontology annotation, cellular component: endoplasmic reticulum membrane. Gene Ontology annotation, biological process: regulation of store-operated calcium entry. Bases 1 to 2205 code for a protein of 734 amino acids. Lineage: Eukaryota; Apusomonadida; Apusomonadidae. The transcript is spliced from 3 exons. The record is from RefSeq and is a predicted model, not a curated record.